AUGACUCCCCAGAAGAGAAUGACUCUAAGAAAUACCUCUUUAGUGCUUGAGUUUAUCCUUGUGGGAUUUUCAGAACAAGCAGAGCUCCAGCUGCCCCUCUUCCUUCUGUUCUUAGGGAUCUAUAUGUUCACUGUGGUGGGCAACUUGGGCUUGAUGAUGUUAAUUGCACUGAAUUCCACCCUUCAUACCCCAAUGUACUUUUUCCUCUUCGACUUGUCCUUUAUAGAUCUCUGCUAUUCCUGUGUAUUUACCCCUAAAAUGCUGAGUGAUUUUGCAUCAGGAAAUACCAUCUCUUAUGUGGGAUGCAUGACUCAACUAUUUUUCUUCUGUUUCUUUGUCAACUCUGAGUGCUAUGUGUUGGUGUCGAUGGCCUGUGAUCGCUACGUGGCCAUCUGCAAUCCUCUGCGGUACACAGUCACCAUGUCCCCUCAGGUGUGUUCUGUGCUGGUGUCUGGUUCAUAUGUGAUGGGAUUUGCUGGGGCCAUGGCCCACACUGGAAACAUGCUGAGACUGACCUUCUGUGAUUCCAACAUCAUCAACCAUUAUCUGUGUGAAGUCCUCCCUCUCUUGCAGCUCUCCUGCAGCAGCACACGUAUCAAUGAGCUGGUGUUUUUUAUUGUUGUUGGAGUCAUCAUCACAAUAUCCAGUAUCAGCAUCUUCAUCUCAUAUGCUUUGAUUCUUUCCAACAUCCUCCGUAUUCCCUCUGCUGAGGGCAGGUCCAAAGCCUUCAGCACAUGUGGCUCCCACAUAAUUGUGGUUGCUCUGUUUUUUGGGUCAGGGGCAUUCACCUAUUCAACAACUUAUUUUCCUGGAUCUAUGCACGAUGGUAAAUUUGCCUCAGUUUUCUACACCAAUGUGGUUCCUAUGCUUAACCCUUUGAUCUACAGUUUGAGGAAUAAGGAUGUUAAGCUUGCCCUGGGUAAAACCCUGAAGAGAGUGCUCUUCUGA
Molecule: messenger RNA, 948 nt
Organism: Choloepus didactylus (southern two-toed sloth)
Lineage: Eukaryota; Metazoa; Chordata; Mammalia; Pilosa; Megalonychidae
Product: olfactory receptor 8B4-like
Exons: 1
Coding region: 1-948 (315 amino acids)
Biological process (GO): G protein-coupled receptor signaling pathway; sensory perception of smell
Cellular component (GO): membrane
Molecular function (GO): olfactory receptor activity; odorant binding; G protein-coupled receptor activity
Source: RefSeq, a predicted model, not a curated record